Molecule: messenger RNA, 3600 nt
Organism: Parnassius apollo (apollo)
Lineage: Eukaryota; Metazoa; Arthropoda; Insecta; Lepidoptera; Papilionidae
Source: the annotation of a GenBank genome assembly
AUGAAACUACAUGCAUUAACAGGAGUAUCAUUGUUCAUAACUGUUGUCUGGUUAUUUGAUCUACGUGUACCCUAUAUGGAGAUAUGGUGUUUUCCAGCCAGACCGAAACCGAUUGGACCAAUUGGAGCACCAUUAGAACAAGAAGAAAGAACACCUGUUGCGCCGGACCCAAUCCCACCAACAAAGCCACUAGAGCCUUUCAAACCUACAGAAGAGACGACUACUUUCCUUGAUAACCCACCAUUUCUACCACCUAAACCAAUACCACACUCUCCAAAAAUUUCUCCAUCGUCAAUACCUAAUCCAAAUCCUAGUGUAACUACUACGAAGCAAGUCGAACCAGGUUAUCCUAAUUACGGAGGAUACCUUUACUCAAUUCCUGGAUACUCAGCGUUUCAACCCGUUUCUUACCCAGGCGUGGUCCAGCCAUCCCAAACAGUGUUACCUCAAACAGAGCCUACCAGUUCCGAAUUCGUAUCCUUUCCAGUAAUUUCAAAUAAAGAUUCAACACCACCGGUGAGCACUGAAGAAACAGUAACAGAGCGAAAAGCAGUUGAAUCGCAGCCACAAAUAGAAGCUCUCAAACCCCAAACAGAUUUCGAAGAAAACUUUACUCCUACAAUAAUACCUGCAAACCCCAUAUCUGAUGAUUCUAAAAAUCAAGUCAGUGAAUCUAAAAUGAAUAUAACAUCACUUACUCAAGGCUCCGGGGCAACUGUUACAAUACCAACGCAACAUAAAGAAGUUAAGAAAAAAUCGAAUGAACGAUUUAGUUUGAAAACUAGCAUACCGAUAAGCAAAAUUGACAUGAAAUGCGUUGGCAACCCACCGGAAAUAUUCCAAGGUGUCAUCAAAAAACCGCCUUUUAAUCCUACAUUUCAAAACUCGAAACUAGAAAACGGAUCUAGGGUUGAAAUUCAAAGCAACAUUGUAAUAAAAAGUGCCCCAAAAGAACCAGAAAUCAAGGAAACAAACGUCAAUCCUCCUUCAGCUGCUAACAGUAUCAGCACUUUAAUAAACGCGGCGGAAAUCAUAAAUAAAUCGGAUAGUCAGUUUCAACAAAAACUUGAUAUUUCAACCGAGUCUAAGGAAUCCCCAUACAUGCCUCAAGUGCCCAUUCCAUCGCCGCGGUCCAUGUUCAACUCAAAUAUGGAAACUAACAAAACUAAUUUUGUAAAUAAGCCCUCUGAUGGGACAAUUAACGAGCAGAAAAAUCAAAUACUAUUAAUACAAAAUAAAAACCCAUCAAAUCCAAAAAUGCUCGUUACUAUUCAACAGCAAAAUCCUCAAGUCUUAUUGCAGAGAUCUGGUUAUGACUCAAAAAACUUGCAAGCUCCUUCACGACUGUCCGGCCAAACAAAAAAAUGUCAAGAAGAAAUUCUCAAUGAUAAUGGAACAUCAUCAAAAGUCGUUGCGUUAAAACGUUUACAUCAGGAAAAUUGUGAUGAAAAUGACUUUGAAAAUUUGAUCACCGAAAAUCAAAUUUACGGUAAUAAGAUUGUCGUGAAGGAAAAAUCUCAAGGUACUCUACAGGAGCAAGACUUAAAGAAUAAAAAACCUCUUGAAAAACCAUCUCAACCAGAAGCAAAAAACGUCGUUCUGCAACCCAAUUUCUUGUAUUUAAGUAAUGUUCAGUUUCCAGCGAAUUUAAUGAUGAUUAAAAACAAUAAGAUUAGUAACGACACAAUUAAACUAAAUAAAACUACAGCAAAUGAAAAUAAGCCCAUUGAUGUAAUAACAACAACAAGUAACGCUGAAUCUGCAAUAAAAAAUACAAAGCCACAACAAUCUGUUGCAGUCAGUAAAGAAAUCCAUGUACUCAAAUCAAGCAACAACGUUCUUCAGACACUUUCAAAUAAAAAUAAAUCAGAUCUAGUAUUUCAAACAUCAAAUCAAAAAGUAAUCAUGAAUUCUCAAAUAGUUUAUCAAGUGCCGAUGAUCGUAGAAACUGACAAAAAACUUAAUCAAACUUUUGUUAAUAGAGAUUAUUCCAAAGCAAUCGGACCAAACAGGACCGAAUUCCAGAAACCAUAUGAUCAAACCAAAACUAACGAUAAAUUGUUUAUUGCGUGUCCAUACCAGAUGGAUUCAAAACUGCAACCAAAGAUUGUAAUUACUAACUUACGGCCAAAAAUUGCAAAGUUUGAAGAAAUUAGUUCAAUAGACAUCUACGAAAAAAAGAAACGUAUGCGUAGAAUGAAAUAUUUAUCAAAUCGAAAAGUAGAGGACGUGCAAAAACCAGAACAUAAGAAAACUCAAGAUUGCUUGAAGAAUAUUAUAACUCCGGACAAAAUGAAAGCCGAGAUUUAUAAAGAGCUUACAAAUACGAGAGUAAAAUUAGACAACGAUACCACUGACGAUGAUAGUGAUUAUGAUGAAGAUGAACUGAAUGAAUAUCAUUCAAUAAUUAAGGAAUAUGGGACUACAAAUGAAAGAAAUGAAAAUGAAAAGAUAAACUUUCUCGCUGGUUUAAAUUUAGCUUCGCAGAAUGCUUAUAAAGAAAAAGAGUUCGAACGCAUGGAGAGGAUCUUAAGAAGUGAUUCUAUAGCCGCCGCCUACAUUUCUGCAGGAAGACUGGACCGAAUAUUUAACGAUGACAACCAACCUGCAGCUAAAUUAGCAAAAAAUUCAUUUCUAUUAUCAGAGACGCGUGUCAAUGUAAAUACAGAUGAAAACGAGAUGGCACAUCAACGGAAACAGAUAUUCCUUUCCCAUCUAAGCCUGAUGCAGGUCACUCAAAAGUACAAAGAAGGUUACGAAAAAGUCUGGCGGGAAAUAGUAAAAGAGAGGAAGCGUCGCUAUGGCGCAUCGGAAGUAGAUCAAAUUCUGAAACAACCAAAACUUCAAACAGAAACAACAGAUUUAGACCCAGAUGGUCAGUUAUUAUUGUUGACGGAAAUUAAGAAAUGCGUCAACGAAAACAAUAAUCUCAUAAAGAAAAGACUGGACUGCUGCUGUGAGGACGGAGACAGCAUACGAGUCCUGGCUGAGAAGAAUUUUUCAGAAUUAAAUCGUUUAUCAAAGAUGGCCGACAGAAGUGUCAAACACUUCAGUGGCCAGGACACGAGAAAGAGAGAUCUAAACCCUGGAUUUGAUAGCGAGAACAUCCAAAAACCAGCUCUGAAGUUAGAACAACCUUUCCAGAACUAUCCUAGUAUAAACAUACCAAAUAUAUCUAAAAUAAUAUCAUUGAAAAGCAUACAAGAUCCAACAACGGUGUUGUCCUCUCAAGCUACCUCAAUGGACGAGCCUCAGAACUCAGCAGCGGGUGUGAGAGAAAUGUUCAACGACGUCAUUUUGGAGAGAGUUCAAGACUUUGGCUGCCAGGUGGAAGAGACGAAAUCUUGGCCGGGAAUCGCAGCCGUCAUAAGCAGUUACAAAGAAUUUGAUACUGGGCGCAAGAAAGAAAUAGCUGAGCUGCACCGGCGUAAUACGGCCUUGCGCGUAGAGGCCGCACACAUCACACGCGCCGCCGCUCGAGACUCAGAACAAGCGCGCGCUCUGCUGGCGGAGAGACACAACCUCGCCGCAGAGGAAACGCGCAUCUCGCACACGUUGCGCAGACUAUACGCAGCUAUAGAAUUUGUUAAAAAGUGCUAA